UUCCGGCUCGGCCAUUGUUUUCGCUUCCGCGGGCUACGACUGUGUCCCGCACGCAGGGGUCGCCGCGACUGUACCCGGGUGAGCGGAUCAGGGGCGGGGAGGGAGGUGCUGUCCGGGCCGGGGUCGCUGGGUUGGAGCCGCGGCCGCCCGCAGCCCUGAUCGGCGACGCCGGCCCGGUACACGCUUUGCCUCCGCGGCCAUUGGCGCGGUCCCUGUGAGCUCUGAAGCUGCCAGUUGUAGAGCCGCCUCUUUGUCCGGUACCCUUGACCAACUGUGCCUGGCCGAGAGCCCGGCACCUACCGGUACAGCGCAGAAAAAGGCAGACAUGGCCAGAAAUUGAAGCCUAGAGAGAAGUAGCUUACCGAGGGUACUGAGAUGCAUGGUGCCUAGCAUUGAUGCCCUAGUUACCACUAAGGUGACACCCCCAUUGCCCUCUGUCCCCAACUCUGAAAACAGCUCCUGAGACCUGAAUUACAAAACAUCAUUUUAAUUGGACAAACUGCAGCUGAAACAAGCUUCUCUUGGAGGUCACAAUGGCCACCCAAGGCAGGGGAACUUUAGGCCUCCUCCCUAGGGGUGCUGUUCUCCAGAAACAGGAGGGGCGCCAGACCAUGAAGCAGGAGCCAGGGAGCCAGACCUGGGGUCAGGGCUGCAGUCUCCAAAAGAACCACCCUCCUGUCUGUGAAAUUUUCCGGCUGCACUUCAGGCAGUUAUGUUACCAUGAGAUGUCUGGGCCGCAGGAGGCACUGAGCCGGCUCCGGGAGCUCUGCCACUGGUGGCUGAUGCCAGAGGUACACACCAAGGAGCAGAUCCUGGAGCUGCUGGUGCUGGAGCAGUUCCUGAGCAUCCUGCCUGGGGAGUUACGGACCUGGGUGCAGCUGCAUCACCCUGAGAGUGGCGAGGAGGCUGUGGCCGUGGUGGAGGAUUUUCAGAGACACCUAGGAGAGGUUUCAGGUACUGUACAGGAACAGGAAAUGUGUUUGGAGGAGACGACAACCCUGGGUACAACAGAAGAAUCUCUUCCUACCUCACCCUUCAGUGAGGGUUCAGCCUCUGGAGGCCGCCUGGAGCCUCCUCAUGACCUCCUCCCCAGUGGGCACUCUGGUCAGUGUACUUCUCAGAUGCCUGCCCUUUCCCAAGCUGGGAAGUCAGGAGACCAGGCAGUGGCAACUGUGCUUCGGAUGGUCAGGCCCCAGGGAUCUGCAGCGUACCAGUUCCUGUCUGUGGACUAUACUGAGAGGAAGUGGAAAGGUCCAGCCCUCAGUCAGAGAGCCGUGUACCGGAGCAUCGUGCCGGAAAAUUAUUGCAGCAUGGCCUCAUUGGCAGGUGAGACUAGGAUGCGGCGUUCAGAGUUGCCUGCAAAGCAGGAAGUUUCUAAAGGAUCGGCGUCAUCUGAUGGGACAUCAGGAGGCCUCUGUGGAGUAGUUUCUGGGGAACCAGAGACAGGAGCUGCCUGUGAAGGUACUUUAGAGAAGCUGGAAGGGCAGUCUUCAGAUGAAGAAGGGAGUGGACUGGAAAGUGAUUUCUUCAAAAUAACGCACGAGGAUAAGGAUAAAUCCACAAAAGAUGGAUGUGAUGAAUAUAGUGAACUUGGGAAACAUCCAGAUCUGUCCUCUAGUGCUGCAGAACAUCAAGGAGUUCUGAAGGGACAGAAAUUUUAUCAAUGUGAUGAAUGUGGUAAAGCUUUCAAUUGGAGUUCACACCUCAUUGGGCAUCAGAGAAUCCACACUGGAGAGAAACCCUAUGAGUGUAAUGAAUGUGGUAAGACCUUCAGGCAGACCUCUCAGCUCAUAGUUCAUUUCAGAACCCACACAGGGGAAAAGCCCUAUGAGUGCAAUGAGUGUGGAAAGACUUACCGACACAGCUCCCAUCUUAUUCAACACCAGAGACUCCAUAAUGAUGUGGUUGUGGAGAACCUGGAGGAUGAUUCCAGCCAGAGGGGGAAAGACUCUCCAGACCCGAACAGCACUCAGCUGUAAAGUAGGACACUCUGGCUGUAUUCAGGCCUAGGUGCUCCAGAGGUCCUCAUCGAAAGUGAGCCAGACAGGCCCUUGCUGUCCAGCUGCAGCUUUGAUGGUUUCCCAGAGGAAGAUCCAGCACAAAAGGAUGCACAUGUAACCAUCAGACAGAAACACACUUGGAGGAACUGCUCAGGUGCACUUGACAGUUGCAGGCCUCAGAAACAAGCUUCACAUACUUCUAACCAGGAGACAGGACCGGGGACCCCUGCUUACAGGACAAGGGACCCUCUGAGACUGCCAGCACCUCUGAGGUGGGUUUAGAAUCACUGCUGAAGACCAGCCUCUGAGGAGGAAGCAGCAUUCCAGGACACGCCCAGUGCACUUCUGGGUGACUCUGAGGCCAUCUUCAACGACAGCACUACACGGACUUCCAGGUCUUUCCCCCUGCCUGCAGCAAGGUCUGCUGUUCCUCCAGCUGUCCCUCCAGCCCCCAGCAGGAAUACACAGCAGGAGAGAUGCAGGAAGAUGAAGGACUGCCAGGGCCCAGUGACCACCCUGGAUUCCAACUGAGGGGCAGCUCUGUGCAUCCUCUAUCUCAGAGGGCACACAGCUUGUGUCAGAGCCCCUUUCAGUCACCUCUCUACAAUCACCGUCCCCACCUCCCUGGCUGACUUCUGCUUACUCUCAAGAAUCAGGCAGGGCUGACCUGCUGGGUCCCCAAACCACUACCCCUGCCCCCUCCAUCUCACCAGGCAGGGAGUCUGCAUGAGAAGCCCAUCUCCUGACUGGCCAGCUCCAGAAGCAGCUGAGUCCCUGUCCCCAUUUAUGGUGACGCUCUUCCCAGAUUCCCCUCUCAUGGGGAGAGGGAGGAGACCCUCUGUAACCCAAGGCCUCAGUGACAGCUGAAGCAGAUGCCAGUUGUGCCUUCCCUGCUGCUCCCAGCAUCUCUGAAAUGGAGCCCCCACCAGAUUCUCCUGUUUUCACCUGGAAGAGUCCCCUCCCACUCCAGUCCCAGUGACCAUCCUCAGGCCAGCCUGCCCAUCAAUGUUGCUGCCACUUCUAGCCUGUUACCAGCACAGCUGAAGGACUGGCUCCCCAGCCAGCCUCUGACCCUGAGGUCAACCUCAUAGACAUGACUCUGUCUUGAGGCACUAAAGCCCCUAAUAUCACAUUCCCAGGGGCCCACCCUCUCAGAGCCCCUUGACUUACAGUUGAAGGCCUAGCAUUGCUGCCUGCCCGGCUGCCUGUAGAGGGAUCUUUUCCCAGGCCUCUACUCCUAGGAGCCCUAUCUCUGUGGUGAUCCCAGCAGGAGCACCCUUGCCAUGAGGAUGCUGCAUCCAUCCCCUACCCAGGGCUUGUUAGACCACAAACUGCUGAGCCAUGGACCAUGAUGUUUUCCUCCAGGUCUGGAUUGUCUUCCUUGGGGUCCCAGAGGCAAAUGCUUGUUUUCAGGGAAUAGCUUCCUUGAGAAUUACCCAAUGUCCAUCUUCCUCCCAAGCUGGACCAUGUAUGAGCCUCGUUUAGAUGAGAAAUGCAUGGUUAGGCCGGACUCUGUGAACCUGGAGCCAACUGAGUGCCCACAGAUACAGCAUUCCCUCCACACCCCCUGCCCUGCAACUUUGCCCAAAGGUGGGUGUUUUAAGGCUGUUGUUCCAUCCCUGUGGUCUCAGUCUUCACAGGGCAUUUGAUGGAAGUGCUCAUCUCCCAUUUCCCUCCAGGCCUGGAUGUGGCAGGUCUCCUUCUGCCUAAGCUACUCCUCCCCUCUCCCUGUUUCCAUCCCAGAACCCUCAUGUCUUCUCCAAAACUUAUUAUAAAUCCUUGUUUUUUUUCCUCUAUAUAAUUAUCAUGUGCCUGUGCUCUAUAAAUCAAGGGUUCAAAAGCACUGAUUUGGAUCAGGGGUGGCAUGGGAACCAGACCUGUUUCAAUUUUCCUGUGGCUCAGCUAACAGGGUAUAGAGAGUAGCGCACCUUGGUGGCUAGAAGGACUGAUCUCAGCAUAUGAAAUUGUGUUUGGGGUUUAAGGAUACAGCCCAGGGUAUCAGGGGUCCCAGGGGACAGAAGCACCAGGAGACUUAAGCCUGACUGCUGGAACCGCAGCUGCUCAAACACCUCUCAGACCUGGAGCAGGCUGGACAUCCCUAAUGUUCACACCAUAAGGGAGUGGGGGAAAGAAAAAAAAGAGAGAGGGAAACAAACCAUAAGAUACUCUUAACAGUAGAGAAC
Molecule: messenger RNA, 4183 nt
Organism: Leptonychotes weddellii (Weddell seal)
Lineage: Eukaryota; Metazoa; Chordata; Mammalia; Carnivora; Phocidae
Source: RefSeq, a predicted model, not a curated record